This is a messenger RNA of Phycomyces blakesleeanus NRRL 1555(-), 399 nucleotides long. RefSeq lists its product as hypothetical. Bases 1 to 399 code for a protein of 132 amino acids. The record is from RefSeq and is a predicted model, not a curated record. The transcript has a single exon. NCBI's taxonomy places the organism in Eukaryota, Fungi, Mucoromycota, Mucoromycetes, Mucorales, Phycomycetaceae.
AUGCAGGGACACACAUCCUUUCCUGAUCUUGAUGUUAAUGUUGAUACUAAUGCUGGUUCUUGCGCUGCUGGUGAUGCUUUUGCUGGUGAUGAUGCUGAUGAUGAUGCUGGUGCUGGUGCUGGUGCUGGUGCUUUUGCUGAUGCUGGUGCGGGUGCUUUUGCUUUUGCCUUUGCUUUUCCUUCUGCUUCAACUGGCACUAGCCCGCUUCUCUUUUACGCUUUUAAUUGCUUGUUGUUUUUGAUUUUCAUAUCGAUUGUGCCGGUACUAGUACUAUUGGCUGUUGAUUAUGCGUACGAGUCUGAUUCCGACACGACCAUUACUGUCUCUACUACAGUCAUUACUGUUUUUCAUAUUCUUACUAUCGUUAAUAAAAGCCAAAACAAGUAUAAAUAUGUAUAG